Castor canadensis (American beaver) is the source of this 968-nucleotide messenger RNA. RefSeq names its product olfactory receptor family 8 subfamily U member 3 (gene Or8u3). Gene Ontology annotation, molecular function: G protein-coupled receptor activity; olfactory receptor activity. Gene Ontology annotation, biological process: G protein-coupled receptor signaling pathway. Gene Ontology annotation, cellular component: membrane. The record is from RefSeq and is a predicted model, not a curated record. NCBI's taxonomy places the organism in Eukaryota, Metazoa, Chordata, Mammalia, Rodentia, Castoridae.
AUGGCUGAAGUUAAUGUCACAUGUGUCACUGAAUUCAUUCUCAAAGGAAUCACAGACCGUCCAGAACUUCAGAUACCCUGCUUUCUGGUGUUUUUAGUUAUUUAUCUGGUUACAGUGCUGGGCAAUCUUGGGUUGAUUACCCUAAUCAGGAUUGAUACUCGACUCCACACACCUAUGUACUUCUUCCUCAGUCAUUUGGCCUUUGUCGACCUUUGUUACUCCUCUGUUAUUACACCAAAGAUGAUGGUGAACUUUGUUGUGGAGCACAAUACUAUUUCUUUCAAUGUUUGUGCAACACAGCUGGGCUGCUUUCUCACCUUCAUGAUCACUGAGUGUUUCCUUUUAGCUUCCAUGGCCUAUGAUCGCUAUGUCGCCAUCUGCAGUCCCCUGCAUUAUUCAACACUGCUGUCAAAAAGAGUCUGUAUUCAAUUAGUAGCAGUUCCUUAUAUAUACAGCUUUCUGGUAGCCCUCUUCCAUACCAUUAUCACCUUUCGUUUGACUUACUGUGGUCCCAAUGUGAUUAACCAUUUCUACUGUGAUGAUCUUCCCCUCUUAGCUUUAUCCUGCUCAGACACACACAUAAAGGAAAUUCUGAUUUUUGCCUUUGCUGGUUUUGAUAUGAUCUGCUCCUCUUCCAUCGUCCUCAUCUCCUACCUCUUUAUCAUCUCUGCUAUCCUAAGAAUGCGCUCCACCCAGGGACGACGCAAGGCCUUUUCCACCUGUGGUUCCCACAUAGUGGCUGUUACUAUUUUCUAUGGUACACUGAUCUUUAUGUACCUUCAGCCCAAAUCCAACCAUGCCCUGGACAUGGACAAAAUGGCUUCUGUGUUUUACACAGUGGUAAUCCCCAUGUUGAACCCACUAAUUUACAGCCUAAGGAACAAAGAAGUGAAAAAUGCUUCCAAGAAAGCCUUGGAUAAAUGUUGUAAAACUUUAAAAACAUUAAAAUUAAGAAAAUAAUAAUAUUU